Molecule: messenger RNA, 2811 nt
Organism: Physcomitrium patens
Lineage: Eukaryota; Viridiplantae; Streptophyta; Bryopsida; Funariales; Funariaceae
Product: ABC transporter G family member 10
Biological process (GO): transmembrane transport
Cellular component (GO): membrane
Molecular function (GO): ATP binding; ABC-type transporter activity; ATP hydrolysis activity
Source: RefSeq, a predicted model, not a curated record
CGCAAAUUUAUGUCGCCACACAUUACUUCAUUGUACUCCAGGCCACUGACUCGCAAACCCGGAAGUACGAUUUUUUGCUCCUGGGCUUUCUAUACUGUAUCCAAAACGCACAAUCAUCCACCACAAUUACGCAGAUACGUAUUUCAUGCAAUGGAUAGAGUAAUCGGAAGCUGCUAAUUUGUUAUGUAAACUACAAUGCGUGAUUAUGUCGUUCCGACGAUGAGGACAGCCCGGAGUCGUGAUUAUAUACACCGAGAGAUUUGUUAUGGCAGUGUGGACGUCGCUGUGAGUGAUUGAGACUGCGAGCUGGUGAUGGUGGUGGCGAUUAUGAAUCUCACUCUCCUGCGUUGGAUCUCUUCUCUUCGAAAGAGCUGAUUUAUGUAGUUGGUUCACUAGCCAGUGGUUGGAUGUAUCUGCCGGUCGAGAUGGUCCUGGGGGGACGAUUUCUAUUAUUUUUUUGAAUUGUCAGCCUAGACUUUUGCAUACCUUCUGGUUGCCCUUCACCAGUUCGGUGGGCGUCGGAAUUGUAUGCUGCUUGCGUUACUGAAUAGACUGAAUUGCGGCCGAAGGGUGCAUAGAUAGAUUCUGAUUUCUGCGGUCUCUUCUGUGAACCGACCACAUAGCUUAGCGUUUUAAGAGGGGACGUUGUGUUGGACACCCUUCGAGGUUUUCAUCUUGUGGGCAUGAGAUAUCGAACACAACGUCGAAAGAACGUCGUAGUAUGAGAAGUGCAGAAUAAACUCGCGAUGGGUGACAGUUACGAGAUUUCGGAUGCUUCCAUCAGGCAGCGGCCCGUCUUACAGGGACUUCGAAGCUUUCCACCAUUGGGAUGUGCCGCAUCGCCCUCUCCUGCUCACCAAGCCCGACUAAGCCUCAUCAACUCCGUUGCCGUCUUCCCUCCCACGCCGGAGAGGGCUGCUCUCUACGACAUAUCCGUGCGGAACUUAACCUAUAAGGUGAUUGUGAAGCACAACAAAGAAAUAAGGGAGAGAGUGUUGCUGAACAACGUUUCUGCUCGCGCCAACCACAGUGAGUUGCUGGCAAUUGCGGGACCUUCUGGUUCAUCCAAGACAACGUUUCUUGACGCUCUGGCUGGCCAGAUAAAACGAAAAAGUUUGAAAGGCCAAAUUUUGGUGAAUGGCAAGCCCAUGGAUCCCACCUUCCGGCGUGUCUCCGGGUACGUCACGCAGGAUGAUGCCAUGUACGCAACCUUGACCACUCGAGAGACGCUUAUGUUCAGUGCGCGCCUGCGACUCCCUGGCAAUACGAAGCUUGAGGAGAAAAAGAAACGCGUGGAAUCUCUAAUUGAGAUGCUUGGUCUCAACGAAUGUGCUGAUACUUACGUUGGCGAUGAGAAGAUGCGAGGUGUCUCUGGUGGAGAGAGACGUCGCGUCUCUAUAGGAGUCGACCUAAUUCACGAUCCAGCAGUUUUGUUUCUGGAUGAGCCCACAUCGGGCCUGGACAGCACUUCCGCCCUACAGGUGAUGCAAAUCUUGUCCCAGAUGGCUGUUAAACGCAACCGCACAGUGCUCCUAACGAUCCACCAGCCAAGCUACAGGAUCCUCGACACAAUCAACAAAUUCUUGGUGUUGUCUAGAGGUAACGUCAUAUACAAUGGCGGCGUCAUGGAGAUGGAGACCUAUUUCAGUGGUCUUGGUUACACCAUGCCAGAAAACAUGAGCGUGGUGGAGUAUGCUUUGGAUAUCAUUGAAGAAUGUCAAGACCAACCUGGAGGUCUUGCUCGCCUUGCUGAUUGCCAGGUGAAGUACCAGCAGACGAAGGAGGCUGUGGAGUUCGGGCCACUUGGUAGCCCAUACAAUGCCCCCCAAACCAUGGAUACCUUCAAGCCUGCCUUUGCAACUUCAAUAUUCUCUGAGAUGUGGGUGUUGGGUUACAGAUGCGUCCUCACUACUUUCCGCUCGAAGCUGCUGUUUUUGACAAGGAUAUGCCUGUCGAUCAUUGCAGCGUUGAUCAUGGGAAGUCUGUUCUUCCAUUCUCAGUACAACUAUAAGGGAAUCCUGCAACGUGCAGGCUUCUUCAACUUCGCUCUCGUCACUCUCAUCUUUAGUUCUAACGAAGCACUGCCCAUUUUCCUUGCCGAACGCCAAAUAUACAUCCGCGAAUCUUCGCGAGGUGCAUACAGAACGCUGACUUUCGUCAUCGCACAAGCUGUUGUCAUGAUCCCCUUCCAGUUAAUAAUUGCCCUGGUCUUCUCAUCCAUCUCGUACUUCAUGGUUGGUCUCGUUUCAAACGUUUGGGCGUUCUUCACGUUUGUCUUCGUCACCUUCCUCACCCUUUGCGUAGCCAAUUCCUUCGUGGCUUUCGUUGCAAGCAUGGUGCCGGACGAAAACGGUGGGCAAACUGUUAUACUAGCAGUCUCCGCCAUGUACUAUUUGUUCUCGGGCUUCUUCGUUACAAGAUCCGGCAUUCCAAAGUACUGGAUAUGGCUUCACUACCUCUCUACAUUCAAGUACCCUUACGAACUGCUGCUUGAAAACGAGUAUGGCCACCUGCGGAAGGUGAUGUGGUUCUUCGGCGUGGACUCACAGACGGUGUUGGACAAUUUUGACGCUGGCAAAGUUGCUGACCAUCGUUGGAUCAACUAUCUGGCCAUGGCAUCCUUUGUGAUCGGAUAUCGUGUGCUCUUCUACCUCUCCUUACGGUUCAACACCAAAAACGUACGCAAGUAGUCAAGCUCAAUCAGUCGAACUUGAACUCACCGUAGACAGAUAGCAACAAUAAGCAAUCUAUUCUCCGUUUCAUUGUAAAUUGUGAAUAAGCGUCUAAUCGAAAAAUUGACCUGGACCCAAA